AUGGCCUAUCACGUCGGUGUACUUCCUGACGAUGUCCUCCAGACAUUGGUCGCGAAGCUGAACCGCGACAGUGCAGAAGAAGAGAACAGCUCAGAGGGACUGCGUUUCGUGAGACUGCCUCACCCUAGAACGGGCAUUCCCUCGUUGUUCCUCCCGUACCAGACACCUGAUGAUUCGAAGAGCUCCCUACUGGAAGUUCAAGCAGUGUCUCCGCCAAACCCGCGAUCUUGGUUCAUGUCUCAUGGAGAGAUUUUGGACGACGGCAAGCUUCUCGUCAUGACUCCCAUUGAUCCUGCUUUCGUGCUUAUUCCUAUCUUGCAGUGCAUACAUCCGAUUGAUGGAACAUCGAAUAACUUCCGUACCAUGGAAGAUAUUCUUGAGGAAGCGGCUGCGAAGGUAGCCGGGAAGAGUUCUGCACUCGACUUAAAGGAUCCAUCGGCUGUUUGCUGCGUCAAUGACAUCCUCCAUCUCUUGUCUUUUACAUGCAUACAAGGCGCGAUGAAGCACCUAUGCGAAGUAAAAGAAAUAACCGCAGACAUCGUCGUAUAUCGAUACACGCCUGCCAAGGUGCAGGACUAUCUAAGGUUGAAAGUCGGUCGCCUCGCCUCGCCAGAAAUCUUUGAGGGCUCGCGGACGUUGACGCGCAAUUUGGCCAAGGAGGGACUGAUGGACGACGGGAAGGAAGCUCUCUUGGAAUCUGGUCGCCUUCGGGGCGCAUGCAAUCUCAUCUCGCAUUAUAUCUCUCAGGAGCUGCACACCGCCUUGCUGGCGUCAUACGACUUCACUGCCCUAAAUGCACAUCUUAAGGCUGCAGAGCAGGUCCUCGUAGCGCUCACUGCGGAGAACAUGAACAAGGCAGAGAAGAAGGAGAAUAAGAUAAAGAACGAAGUCGACAAAGUAGAACCUCCCGUUGUCGCCUGUGCACGCGUGAGGGAACGCGUCGCGGACAUUGGAACUCCGCCAAUUCGCAUCCUGUCACCGACGUUCAUGACCGAGACAACUAAGAUGUCGACCAAAGAUACAUUCGCAAAGCAGUAUAUAGAACGCAGUGUGCAAACGGACAUCCUAGCCCAAAUCGUCACCCCUCCUUCGCCAACUCUCUCCACUCGCAUGUCUUCAGUACUUUCAAGAACCUCAGACUCUGUAGCCGCCGGGCACUCGCCAAGUCCCAGCCAUUCGCGUAGCUCGACGCAAUUCGACAUAGAAAGCGCAUAUAGCCAGACCACAGACGGCUCUAGCCCAACACACUCGUUCUCAACCACAGCCCGUACGUACAAGCGCCAACAGAUCGCCUUCAACAGGCCCUCAAAACCCUUCAAGAUCGCCUCCACAAGAUUGGUGUCGCUUCCCGAGACCGUAUCAGCGUUCUCCACAAAGUCUGCCUUGCAGAAGACCGCGCGCGUGGUGUCGAUGCCCACAUCGCUGGAGGACCCCAGCCUGCUUUCGGACGACUUUGAUCUGUCUGCACACUCGGGAGAGCCAUUCAUAUCCGAGGACGAGGAGGGCUCGCGUGUCCGUGUCCAUUCCCACGCGACGGACACACCGCACACGCCCUCUCCGCCAUCCUCCCCCGAAUCAAUACUCAUAAUCGCGAACAAGAACUCGCUCUCUGAGGGCUUUUUGCGACAUAAUAUACGCAUCGAGGAAACGUCGACUCCGCACCCCGACAAUGAAGGUUGGAUCUCAUGGGCGAACUCUCCACCGCGUCCUAUCCCUGCUCUCCAUGGUCCGCUGUCACUGCCAUAUGCGCGUUGCCCUUCCGGUGCUGAAGGAACAAUCAUAGACGAGCAAGACCAUUUGCCUCGUAUUAUUUGGGGUCUGGAGGGCGAAGAUAAUCCAUCCAGCCGUCCUCGCUCCGAAGCUGUACCAUCGCCGCAAUACGCUCCCAAUCCACUUCCCUCUCACUCCGGACAUUCCAAUGUUCCUCCGCGAUUCCAGAAUGCAAAUGUCAGAAUUGAGGUUGAGUCAGGUUUACGCACUCAGAAGCAUAAUCCCCAGGAACUCAAACGGACACCCGUCACAGCCACCCAGCCUAAAGUUCAAAUUCCUGGGUCACAACCUCAAUCUAAGCCUUUGGUUCUGCCUCAAUCCCAGCAAGAGAUCGUCAGAUAUCCUCUGCGCGGUCAAGAGCCAAUUGAUCUCAGCACCAUUAUGCAUCAACAAGCUGAAGUCGCUAGCACUGGCUACCACUCGGACUAUGAUUUCUACAGGGCUCGCGCUGUGGGUUCUCUUGAGCACGAUCUUCAUGUGCACGAUAUCGGCCGUGAGCUUGGUAUCGACUGGACUGCGGCUCUGCUUGCUCAAGAGAAUAUGCGAAAAUCUGGUUACCUGUCUUCUACUGGCUCUCACUCGCUUAAUGAUCACCGGGACAACCACAAGUCUUCUACUCUUUCAGGCGCAUCUCCGCUUUCUCUCGAAUACCUUGCAUCGUCUCACUCUCCCAUCGUCCUGGAACCGCCCAGUCAAGUCAAGUCUCGCAGCACCGCUCCGCACCGCCCGUCUGCGCUCGAGAUUGCACAGCAGUACCGUCAACAGCAAUUACAGCAGCAACAUCAGCAUCAGCAGAGUUUACUGCCUACUCCUCCGAACUCUUCGUCGCCUAUAUGGUCCUCGCACUUCUCGCCCUACCAAGACACUCUGAUCUCUCCAGAGCUUCUCUCUGUUCCUCGCUUGUCAAAGCUCUCACCUAUAGGGUUGCAAUCCAAUACCGCUUUUCUACAUCCUGAGGUGACUCAGCAGCUACGGUCGUCCCUUCAAGAUAGGUCACAUGCAUCUGGUCUCCUCGGUCGCAAAGGUAAUUCUGCGUCCUUAGCUCUACCCGCUCGCAUCGAAGACGAUCCCGUGCGAGUUCGUUCGCUCUUGCCCGAUGGUUCGAACACUGUUGUCUCAAACACCGUCUCGAGUUACCUGCACUCUCAGACCCGCAAACAGCGAAGUACCGCUCCGGCGUCGCAUGUCGAUCGUUCACCCACAGUACCCAGACCGCCGCCGAACACGCCCCUCAGCACCGUCUCCUCCCCAUCUACAGCAAUACGCAACAAUCAUACCCAGACUCAGAUCCCGAUGGCCACGCCUCCUUCACCGACGUCUCCGAAGCCGCGGCUGCGCAGUAUCACCCAGCAGCAUGCGCGGUCCAUUCCUCUCGCCCGGCUCGUCCAACGCAGGCUGUCCUCUGUCCCGGAAGAGGACGCCGGCACCCAUCCUGACCUCAGAACUUCGUCCUCACCUGUCCCAUCCUUGGCGCAGAGGGCCCGCAGCUACUCGUCGGGCGAGUCACCGGUACCUCCAAACGUCAUGUUCUUACUGUCGCCGCCGUCACCGCUCCACGUCAACACGCGGUCCCCGAGCCCCAUCCAGCCGUCCCAGAGCAACGCCGCCGACAGAAAUGAGGCAGGCUUUUUGGAUGUGGGAGUUGGCUCGCACGCGACGGUGAAGUUACCGGGCGGGGGAAGAGCUGACCGUGGGCGCGGUGUCGGCCUUAGUGUAAGUGGGUCUGGGUCUGUGCAGCAUGACAGUAAGAAGGACGUGGUGAGGGGACAGGAGAACCAUCGCGGCCGAGGAUCGAGGAAAGGAGGGCGCGGGAGAAAGGGCAGAGGCGGAGGUAUGCAGCAUAUAUUCAAUGGAUCCGAGAGGGUCGACGGUGGAUUGAUGGUCAAGUCUUGA
Messenger RNA from Sparassis crispa, 3663 nucleotides. RefSeq lists its product as hypothetical. NCBI's taxonomy places the organism in Eukaryota, Fungi, Basidiomycota, Agaricomycetes, Polyporales, Sparassidaceae. Gene Ontology annotation, biological process: RNA catabolic process; ribonucleotide metabolic process. The record is from RefSeq and is a predicted model, not a curated record. The transcript has 12 exons. Gene Ontology annotation, cellular component: nucleoplasm; ribonuclease H2 complex. The coding region runs from base 1 to 3663 and encodes 1220 amino acids.